UAUUAAGAAUACUCGAAGCAGCGUUAUCUUGCUUGCGUCCUCCAGUCCUGUAGAUAGCGUAGAUUCCAUCCGAACAUAAAAAACACAUUUUGAUGAACAUAGCAAAGAAGAAUGGAGGAACCUGGCUAGCUAAGGAAUAGUAGUUUAUUAGGGAAGGUCCGGUCAUGAUUAAAACUGAGAAAGUUUUACAUUUGAACAGCUCAAAGGGUAGAAAGGUCCGUGUGGUUCGGGAGCACUAUGUGAGGGAACAGGUUCCGUGUGGAAGCUCCCUCUGUCAAGCGGACUGUCGUAACGACGGGAAGGUGCUGUCUGGUGAUGUGACACACUAUGUGGUUCCCGAUGUGGGAGUGGUUCGGGAUUUCCUGGAGAUACUGGAGUUCAGGCAGCUGCAGGGGAUUGUGCUGACCCAGACAGCCUACCAGACUGUUCAGCACACCCGUGGACGCAGGCAAUAUAACAGACUGCGCGCUUUACUGAAGGACCCUCGCCAUGAUUGUGUGCUGUUUGCCAAUGAGUUUCAGCAAUACUGCUACUGCCCCAGAGACAAGGGCGAGUCUCAGGACAAAUGGCAUACAAGAAAUGUGUAUAAUGCAGCAGUUUGGUACUAUAAUUAUCUAGCUGGACUCCAGCCAGUGGUCAUGAUUACAGAAGAUAGUGAUGCUAUUUCAGAAUUUAGUGCCUUAAACAGUGGAGUGUAUGUCAUCUCAACUAAGGAGUACCUGUUAAGGUUCUGGCCAGACCUGCAGGCCACCCAUGAUCUGUACGACUCCAUUGCUCAGACCCUUCAAGAGCGAGAGAGUGAAGGAGUGGAGAAAGUGUACACUGAACACCUGCCUGCAGAGGUGUUGGAGGCUGGUAUAAAAUCUGGCAGGUACAUCCAGGGCAUCCUCAGUGUGAACAAACAUCGAGCACAGCUUGAAGCCUUUGUCCGUUACGAGGGUUCAGCCAGCAAAAAUACAGAGCUAAAUAGUGAUGUGCUGAUCAAUGGAGCAAAGCAUCGUAACCGGGCGGUGCAUGGAGACGUUGUUGUCAUAGGGCUGUUGCCACUGGAGGACACACAGAGUCAGCCUAUGCCCUCAGGCAGGGUGGUGGGUAUUCUGCAGAGGAACUGGAGAGACUACGUUGUGACUUUUCCUCCUCUUGAGGAGGUGCAGUCACAGAGUCGAAAUUCACAAAAGAUUCUGGUUAUUCCAUGGGACUACCGCAUCCCUAAAAUCCAUAUCAGCACACAGCAGGCUGAGGCUCUGCAGGAUCGAAGAGUGAUUGUGCGUCUGGAUUCGUGGGAAAGUACUUCUGUUUACCCCACUGGCCACUGUGUGAGGGUGCUGGGGAAAGCAGGCGAGCUGGAGACUGAGAUUCAGACCAUCCUGGUGGAGAACUGCAUCCAUGUUCCAACAUUCUCAGAGGCACAGUUGCGUGAGAUGCCAGUUAACACAGAGGAGAACCCAUGGCAGAUGGACACCAGUGAGGUGUCCUCUCGGUGGGACCUGAGAGACACACACCUGGUUUUCAGUAUCGAUCCCAAGGGCUGUGAGGAUGUGGAUGAUACCUUGACUGUGCGGACUCUGCCUGGUGGGAAACGGUUAGAGCUGGCUGUCAGGGAGGGCUCUCUUACAGAUCUAGAGGCACGGUCAAGGGCAACCACUUGCUACCUGGCUGACCGCAGGUACGACAUGCUGCCAGCAGUGCUGAGUGCUGAUCUGUGCUCCCUCCUUGGAGGAGUGGACCGAUAUGCCAUGAGUGUGCUGUGGGAGCUGGAUGCUGAGACUCUGGAUGUGUGUACGGUUUGGUACGGUCGCACUCUAAUCCGCUCCUCCUAUCAGCUUCACUAUGAGCUGGCCCAGAGUCUGCUGAAUGGCGAGGAGAUUGAGGUACCUGAGCUAAGCCGGCUCAAGGGUUCUCAGCGGGACCAGAAACGGGCUGAACUCUUGCAGGCCCUAGAGACUUUGACGAGGGUGGCCAGACAUCUCCGUGCACAGAGAGAUAAAGGUGGUGCUCUGGAGUUGGAGGGGGUGGAGGUGAGGGCUCAGCUGGAUGAGGAGAAGAACAUUACAGCCCUUGUGCCCAAACAGCCUCUGGAAGUUCAUGAGACUGUGGCAGAGUGUAUGAUCUAUGCCAACCACUGGGUGGCACGCAAGAUACAGGAGAGCUUUCCACACCAAGCUCUUCUGCGUCAUCACCCACCACCCAAACAGGAGUUCUUUAAUCACCUCAUCGGCUGUGCCAAGGCCCGUGGCUUCAGUAUUGAUACUAGGUCAAACAGAGCUCUGGCUGAUUCUCUGGAACGAGCUGUGGAUCCUCAGGACCCCCUGGUGAACAAGUUAAUGAGAAUGAUGGCCACCCAGGCAAUGUCUAAUGCCCUUUACUUCUCUACAGGAGCAUGCCCAGAAGAACAGUAUUAUCACUAUGGUCUUGCUCUGGAUCGAUACACUCACUUUACCUCUCCAAUCAGACGCUAUGCUGAUGUAUUAGUUCACCGGCUGCUCAUGGCUGCUAUUCAGCUGGAGGAGGAAGGAUCACUAAGCAAACCCUUCGCUAGUAACAAAGAACUUGAGGAACUAGCUCAACAUAUCAACAAUAAAAACAGAGCAGCACAGCAUGCACAGAAGCAGUCCACGGAGCUCUUCCAGUGCCUCUACUUCCGAGACAAAGACUCACACACAGAUGAGCGCUGUGUGGCUGAUGCUGUGAUCUAUGCUGUCCGAACUAAUGGUUUUCUGGCCUUCGUACCACAGUAUGGUUUGAAGGGAGCUGUGUACCUUAAGAAUCGAGAGGGUCAGGUGGUCAGUGUCGAUGGAGAUGGAAGGUGCGAGUGGAAGGCUGGGAUAUUGCAGAGAUACCCUGACAGGAUCAGCACCUGUACCAGCACUGGAACUCAUAUAUUUGACCUCUUUGACCACGUUACAGUUCGUAUCUCUGUAGAACCGUCUCGUUGCCAUGCCGACAGCUUGUGUCUGGAGCUUAUCAGCAACAAGCCCCAUUGCGCUGUGCAACCCGAGUCACAGCCAGCUGGUCGCGGUCGGUCUGAGCUGGUUCAGGAGGUGGUGCGCUGGGCAGAAAAGGCCUCCCUCCAGGCGGAGGAAGAGAGGGGGAGGAAGUCCAAACUGAGCAGGGAGGAGAAGCAGUUCAGACAGAGCAAAACACCAAACCUCUAUGUCCUGUUACAGGAGAUCAGUGAACUUGCCCUACAGGAUCUGUCCGUCUGUCAAAUCAGAAAUACAGAGGAACAGACUUGCACUGCAUCUUCUUAGCUCUUUUCUGCUGUUUUUACAAUUGACUAGAAAAGCUUUAGGGAUGGUUUUGUAAUAUUUGCCAUGGACUUUCAUUAAAGUGUCCAGAUGUGAACAAAAA
Molecule: messenger RNA, 3351 nt
Organism: Sinocyclocheilus grahami
Lineage: Eukaryota; Metazoa; Chordata; Actinopteri; Cypriniformes; Cyprinidae
Product: DIS3-like exonuclease 1
Biological process (GO): mRNA catabolic process; rRNA catabolic process
Cellular component (GO): cytoplasmic exosome (RNase complex)
Molecular function (GO): RNA binding; 3'-5'-RNA exonuclease activity
Source: RefSeq, a predicted model, not a curated record